This is a messenger RNA of Hevea brasiliensis (rubber tree), 1878 nucleotides long. RefSeq names its product zinc finger CCCH domain-containing protein 48. The transcript has 9 exons. The coding region runs from base 313 to 1602 and encodes 429 amino acids. The record is from RefSeq and is a predicted model, not a curated record. Gene Ontology annotation, molecular function: metal ion binding; protein binding. Lineage: Eukaryota; Viridiplantae; Streptophyta; Magnoliopsida; Malpighiales; Euphorbiaceae.
GCUACUGCUUCUCCUUAACACAGAAGAAACUACCAAAUUGAACGUGAACAUCCACCGUGUUCGUAGUUAGGGUUUCUAAUCGCUAAACCUCGAUCCACAAACGAACACACAUCUUUCCAGAUAAGAGGUUGAAACUUCGCACGCCGACAUCAGAACCAAUCUAGAGAGAGAGAGAGAGAGAGAGAGAGAGAGAGGUCUUAACUGCUUUUUCAUGAUCAGAUUCGAUUCUUACGCCCUCAGUUCCUUACAUUUCCACAAGAACAAACUUCUUCGGAGUCUUAGAUUGCAUCUCUUUUUAUAUUACUGCAAUCCAUGGAUUUAGAUGCUCAAGGAGGCAACAGUCGCGUGUUCCAGCGACUCCGCGCUCAACCGUCGAACGACAACAGGCAGCAAAAGGUCUGCCACCAUUGGCGGGCGGGCAGGUGCAGCCGCUACCUGUGUCCCUAUCUUCACAGAGAAUUGCCGCCACCGCCGCCUGCUGGUUCCAAUGGCAAUGCAUCGAAGCGUGGGUUUUCUGAUGAUUCGGGAUUUUCCGGGCCAUCUGGGACACGGAGAAGUGGCAAUUUCAAUAACGCGUCAUCUUGGGGACGAUUAGGGAAUAAUAAGAUUUUGAGGAAGACUGAGAAAGUUUGUAAUUAUUGGGUUCAAGGUAAAUGUAGUUAUGGUGACAAGUGCAGGUACUUGCAUUCGUGGAGUUUGGCUGAUAGUUUUUCGUUUUUGACGCAGCUUGACGGUCACCAGAAGGUGGUAACUGGAAUUGCUUUGCCAACUGGGUCCGAUAAGCUUUACACGGGAAGUAAUGAUGAAACCGUAAGGGUUUGGGAUUGCCAGUCUGGCCAGGUUUGUAUGGGUGUGAUUCAACUUGGAGGGGAGGUUGGUUGCAUGAUCAGUGAAGGUCCUUGGAUUUUUGUUGGUGUACCAAAUGUUGUUAAGGCAUGGAAUACGCAAACUAACACUGAUCUAAGUCUUACUGGACCUGUUGGACAAGUUUAUGCCCUGGUUGUUGGUAAUGAGUUCCUCUUUGCUGGUACACAGGAUGGGGCGAUAUUAGCAUGGAAAUUUAAUGCAGUUACCUUUAACUUUGAACCAGCUGCAUCACUUACAGGUCACACCGUUGCAGUUGUUUCACUAGUUGUUGGAGCUGAUAGACUCUAUUCUGGUUCUAUGGACCAUUCUGUGAGGGUCUGGAAUCUUGAAACUUUGCAGUGCGUACAAACACUAACUGAGCAUUCUUCAGUUGUUAUGUCUGUUCUUUGUUGGGACCAGUUUCUUCUGUCAUGCUCAUUGGACCAAACAAUAAAGGUGUGGGCUGCUACAGAAAGUGGGAACUUGGAAGUAGCAUACACUCACAAUGAAGAGCAUGGCCUGCUUACCCUCUGCGGGAUGCAUGAUUUAGAAGGCAAGCCAGUCCUGCUGUGCUCUUGUAAUGAUAAUUCAGUCCGGCUAUUCGAUUUACCAUCGUUUUCAGAAAGGGGUAAAAUCUAUGCUAAACAGGAGAUUCGUUCCAUUCAAACUGGUCCUGGGGGUUUGUUUUUCACUGGUGAUGGAACUGGUCAAGUGAGAGUGUGGAAGUUUGUAGCCGAACCAACUGUCUCUGCCUGAUGACCAUUUUAUGCAUGUGUAAUCUGUGGAUUUUCUGUUCUUUGGUUAUUCAAAUUUAUUCUUUUCUCGGGGUUUCAUGUGUUGUAAUUCUGAGGAAGGAGUAACAAGCAGAAAAUGCCUGUUUUGGUUUCCUUGAGUCAGCAUGUGCCAUAGUAAUUAUUAUAGAUGAAGCGUUUCAUGCCUCAUUUCAAAGUGUGUAACAGUUGAUACAGCACUCCAGUCUCCGCAUGACUACACCUCUAUUACUUUUGCAUGAAAAUUUUCAAUUAUUAGCCA